AUGCCACUGCCUCCAAUUUACUACCACUGCUUCAAGACACCGCUCUCCUACGCCAAAGCGCUCGCUCUCCAAGAGCGCAUACACGCUCAGCAGCUGGUCCUCCGCAAAGAGAAGCUCUCCCGAGACUUCCUCUUCCUCCUCGAGCACCGCCCAGUCUACACCUACGGGCGACGACAGACAGAAGAGACCCAAGGCGACCCGCUUGUGCGACCUGACCAGCACGAAGCUCAGACGGAACGGCUCACUGACCUCGGCGCGGACGUGGUCCGCACGAAGCGCGGCGGAGAAACAACAUACCAUGGCCCCGGUCAGCUCGUGGGCUAUCCCCUUCUCGAUCUCGGCCGCUACGGCCCUCCGAUGCCCAUCCGCGAGUACAUCUGCAGGUUGGACAAGACACUGAAGGCUCAUAUCCGCGAGGAGCACGGCGUCGAAGCCAUCCCCAGUGAGCACACGGGCGUGUUCCUCGACCAUCACACGAAAGUAGCCAGCAUCGGCGUACAGGUCCGGCACCGGCUGACGACCCACGGCUUCGCGUUUAACGUGACAAAGGAACCCCUCGCAUGGUUCGAUCAUAUCGUAGCAUGCGGACUCACGGACGUCAAAGCGGGGCAUUGUCUCGCGCUUUGGACGGGUCUUUGGAGGGACAUGGUGCAAUUGGACAUGGAUCAAGAAGGCUCGGAGGAAGAACUCAUUCGAGAUGCGGAGAAGGACGCCAUUACCAUGAUCGUUCUCAGGGGACCUGACGCGUGA
Molecule: messenger RNA, 750 nt
Organism: Epithele typhae
Lineage: Eukaryota; Fungi; Basidiomycota; Agaricomycetes; Polyporales; Epitheliaceae
Product: chloroplast lipoate protein ligase
Exons: 3
Coding region: 1-750 (249 amino acids)
Biological process (GO): protein lipoylation
Cellular component (GO): mitochondrion
Molecular function (GO): lipoyl(octanoyl) transferase activity
Source: RefSeq, a predicted model, not a curated record